AUAUCCGCCUUUAAGAGUGGUUCAUUUCUUUCGCAAGCUUUCUCAUGGAAUGCAGUCAUCUUGUGGCAUGGAGUCUCCAUAAAUCUGAAAAUGUCAUCGUGGUUCAAGGUUACCAGCGUUCGAGGUCAGAAACCUGCUUUGGAUAAGAGCACUCCAGUUUAUAAAUCAUAUCCGGUGAUUUUUUAUCCACAAGAUGGUUAUUUGAAGGAAUGUGAAGUCACAAAUAGCAUUAAAGAAUCACUGAAUCAUAAACAAUAUAAUUAUUCGACAGCAAAGGAAGAAAACUAUGAGCGAUACCGGUAUUCCCAAAAAGAUGAUGACCACAGUGGGGAUGACCGAAAAGAGUUGCUCUUCCAACAGUUUUUCCAGCAGAUUCGUCAAGAGUGUGUUAAAGAAAGGCCAUCUGACUGUACCAUUGUUUCUGUCAGCAAAGAACAGAGGGACUAUUCAACAGCCAUAGGCCAUCGGUUGCAGGAUCAUGGCCUUGUGGUGGAAAUGAUAUACCUUACCUCUGAGUCGGGACUCACGCGUGCACUCCAAGAAGUUAAAAAUGAUGGUUCCCCAUUUUGUAUUCUUGUUGAACAGUCCAAUGUAACACUGUCCUCUUGCACCGUAAUUAUGCUUCACGGGUCUGUCACAAUACAUCGCCAUGUGCCCCUGGAAGAUGCACUGACCCUGAUAGCCAAAGCAUUUGGGAAAAUUUUUGCUGAGCGUGAAAAGCAGGAAUGUGCAGGAAUUUCACAAAAAGCAGCUGAUCUGGUGGAUGACUACCUAGAACGGGAACUCAGUGAGAGUUACAGUGUGCCUUUGGACAUUAGACAUCUCCUUUUCCUGCUAAGUGAGGGAAAACACCUGUCUCGGGAGGAGUUGAACUUAAUCAGCAACUACGUGAAGAUGAGGAAUGAUGAAUUGGAAGGAUCUUCUGAAAAGUCAGAUCCCAUCAAGACUGCAUUGUUCCAAGCUCAUUCGAUCCCACCAUCAAGUCUCACCAGCCCCACCUUGGGCAAAUCACCUCUUCUUCCCACGCCUGUCAUGACCCCACUUGUGGGUCCAUCUCCCUUAGCUCCAGCUAAGCCUUCUCUGUUGGGCGAUGGGUCACUCGGAGGCUUACUCCUGACCUCAGGAUCAUGUGGCCGAAAGGGUAAGCCCCCUCUUUUUCUGGCUACACCUGCUAAAAGACCCGGCCUCCUCGGAUAUUCUCCUCACCCACCUGCCAAGCGGCCCUUACUUGGGGAGAAGCCUGGUCUUUUGCCAGCACCAGUUAUUGUCCAGCCGGUGGAAGCCCAACAGAUAGUCAAGCUGAAGUCCUUGUUGAGCUAAGAAGAUGUCCCGGGGCCCAGGCUGAAGAGAGCGGAUUACACACUGGCUGGAAUGGACCCUUCCUCUUCUGACAGGACUGAGACCAGGCGGAACCCUGCUUCCGUUUCCACGUCUCAGCGCUGGAGGAGAAAGUUCACCUUUAAUGUACUUUGUGUUUAAUUUACAUUCCCUUAAUUUGCAGAGGCUUUCUAUUCCAAACUAGCCUUUUGUGGAAGGUCAGCAUUGAAGAUAUCGGAUCUUUACGUCGGGGAGACUACGCACCUCACCCAAUAAAUUACUCGUUUUACAAA
Ornithorhynchus anatinus (platypus) is the source of this 1610-nucleotide messenger RNA. It is a transcript of the gene NCOA5, whose product is annotated as nuclear receptor coactivator 5. Lineage: Eukaryota; Metazoa; Chordata; Mammalia; Monotremata; Ornithorhynchidae. Bases 91 to 1320 code for a protein of 409 amino acids. The transcript has 10 exons. The record is from RefSeq and is a predicted model, not a curated record.